Penicillium samsonianum is the source of this 4278-nucleotide messenger RNA. Its product is annotated as class V chitinase Chi100. Lineage: Eukaryota; Fungi; Ascomycota; Eurotiomycetes; Eurotiales; Aspergillaceae. Gene Ontology annotation, molecular function: chitin binding. The transcript has 4 exons. Bases 1 to 4278 code for a protein of 1425 amino acids. The record is from RefSeq and is a predicted model, not a curated record. Gene Ontology annotation, biological process: carbohydrate metabolic process.
AUGAGACUACCGUCGCUGGCAACUGCCAUUCCACUAGCAGUCGUCUGGGCAUCCUCGGCUACUCUGGCAAAUGCCAACGAGGCGGCCAACGCCCUCCUAGCGUCCCUUUCUGUCAAUACGGUGUCUGGAACUGCUACUGGCAGACCAACAGAUCUUGCAAGUGCACAAGAGGCUAUCCUUGCCGGGAGCUACACCAAGCGACUACAUCAUCAGGGUAGAGAUGUCUGCCCUGGGGGGUGUAGCAGUGGGGGUAUCAACACCAGCUCCUGGUUCGUAUAUGGCAGCCUCAGCCGUCUUGAUAGGGCGUGUAAUCGGCCCAUGCUCCUGGACUUUGCGUUGGCCAACCCUAUCGACACCCAGAAGUCGCAUGUUGCCAUUUCUGCGUGUACCGCGGACUACGCAAACUUCUCAAGCUCUGUGCCAAGUAAUAAUUCUUCUGCCACCUGCGCCCUCAAAGGAGCGGAGCAGACCCAAAGGACAUCUUCCUUGCAGCUAACAUCUUCGGGUGUUUCUUCUCCACAGCAUGUCGCUGAUGUCGCCUUUGCUCUGGAGCAACUACAGGCAUUUGCAAUACUGUCUGAUGCCGGCUGCAACGAGAACAUUAAGUAUUUCUAUUCUGGUGAUGUGGUUGUGGGCGUUUACGCUGGUUCGGGACUUGCUGGGCAGGGUGUGCUCGGUACUGUUCUCGAGAAGCUCAGCGCACAAGUCAAACGCGACGGCAGCGUUGCGGAGAGUUUGUCAGUUGAAUUGUGCAGCAAUUCCUCGGCUAGAUACUCAUUGAGUGUUCUGAUCAAUACCAAGGGCAAAUUGGGUGCUGUCCAGCGUGGAUUGCAGGCCUCCAAGAACGGCACCUGUGUUUCGACAGAGAGGGGAAUUGCUGCCUCUGACUGGGAAACAGUGACCUAUCUUGCUGCUUCUGUAAGUAAGAUCACAAUCACAGGCAACUCGACCAAGGCCACUUUAAGUCGUGCUACUGAGUGCCGCACUAUUCAAGUAUUCUCCGGAGACUCGUGUUCCUCACUGGCGACCGAGUGCGGUAUCACAGCGGCACAGUUCACAAAAUACAAUUCCGACCCAAGUCUAUGCUCGGGCUUGACCCCAGGUAAACAUGUUUGCUGUAACGCCGGUACUCUGCCAGACUUUACACCAAAGCCCAGCGCAGAUGGCUAUUGUUACUCGUAUCUCGUGCAGACAGGCGACUCCUGCGCAUCGCUUGCGGCGGCUAACGACCUCACCAAUGCCAAAAUCGAGUCUUUCAACAAAGAGACCUGGGGCUGGAAUGGCUGUGAGAAACUUUUUGCUGAUUACAACAUCUGUCUCAGCACUGGCUACCCGCCUAUGCCGGCCACCAUUGCAAAUGCUGUUUGUGGACCGCAGGUCAAUGAUACGGCAAAGGCACCCCCAGGGACGGACUUGAACACCUUGAACGAGUGCCCAUUAAACGCAUGCUGCAAUGUCUGGGGCCAAUGUGGAACGACAGGAGACUUCUGCACUCCUUCAAACUCGUCCACAGGAGCUCCAGGAACGGCUGCCCCGGGCAAGAACGGGUGCAUCUCCAACUGUGGGACGAACAUUGUAACGUCCAGCGCUCCCGGGGAAACCUACAACAUUGCUUAUUUCGAAGCCUUCAACUGGAAACGCACCUGUCUACGCAUGUCUGUCAACACCAUUGACACAUCGGUCUAUACACACAUUCAUUACUCCUUCAUUACACUAAACGAAGACUUCUCUAUCAAUACCGAUGAAGUUGCUGAUCAGUUGCCACUCUUCAAGGGUAUGGUCGGCAUUAAGAAGAUUGUUUCUGUUGGUGGGUGGGCGUUUUCCACUGAGCUCAGCACAUACAAGAUCUUCCGCGAUGCAGUGUCCACCUCAGCGAAUCGCAAAACGCUUGUCACGAACAUCAUCAAGUUCCUAGAUGACUACAACCUUGACGGCGUUGACUGGGACUGGGAGUACCCUGCCGAGCCAGAUAUCCCUGGCAUUCCAGCGGGCACUGAGGCUGAGACCACCGGGUUUUUCCUGCUGUUGAAGGAGCUCAAACAGGAGAUGCCAUCUAGCAAGACUGUCUCGGUCACCGCACCCGCAUCGUUCUGGUACCUCCAGUACUUUCCUAUCCAGGCUCUCAGCCUCGUUGUCGACUACUUGGUGUACAUGACCUACGAUUUGCAUGGUCAGUGGGACUAUGUGAACAAGUACGCAACCCCAGGAUGUCCCUCCUAUGACCAGGGACACGGCAACUGUCUACGUUCUCACGUCAACCUUACCGAGACGAUCAAUUCACUUUCCAUGAUCACGAAGGCUGGUGUGCCUUCCAACAUGAUCGUCGUCGGCGUCAGCAGCUAUGGUCGCUCAUUCCAAAUGACCACCCCGGGCUGUACGACCGAGCAAUGCACCUACACAGGCCCUGAUUCAGGUGCGUACCCGGGCCGCUGCACCAAUACCUCUGGCUACAUCUCCGACUAUGAGAUCCGUGAGAUCAUUAGCCGAAAUCCCACGGCCCAGAAGCUCUUCGACAAAGCCUCAUAUUCCAACAUUCUCGUCUUUAACGAUACACAGUGGGUUGCUUACAUGGACGAAGAGAACAAGGCAACCCGCAAAGCACUCUACCCAGGGCUUAAUUUCCUUGGCAUUGCAGACUGGGCAGUGGAUCUACAGUCCGAAAAUGGCGGCGGAAGUGGAAGCAGUUCAAACAGCAGUUCAUCCACCGAAACCAUCUAUGUCAAUCCUGAUAUCUGGAACGCAGCGACACCUGUGGUGACUGCUCCUCCGGGUGCAUCACUCAUUUGGCCCCCCAUGCCUCUAUCAACUCCCACAACCAUCACUUUCCCUCCGUGGACAACUAGCGUUACGUACUCCAGUCUUACAACUCGCACAAGCACCCUUUCCAAUGGCUUAACCUCGACAUAUCCGGCGUACGUGGUUCAAUCGUGGCUGACAGUGAUUGAAAUCCCUCCUUUGACUACUACGGCCAUUAAUGUAUGGGGUGUUUCCAUUCCUACCAACUCCGCCUCCGGCUCAGGUUCAAGCUCCACCUCAACAGGUGGCCCCAUUCCUAUCAUCUUGACAAGCUCAGUUCGGCCACCACCGUUCACCAUUAUCAUUACCCCUGUGAUUAGCGGCACCACCACUAUAAUUGGGGCCACCGCGACUACAACGAUUUCCUCGGACCCCAUUACCUGGGGCUCCUCAACCUACUCCCCUCCGGUGGAAACGAGAACCUUGGGUGGAACUACCUCCAUCAGCGGCGGGACAACCUUGCUCCCGAAGCCUAUCACUGUCACACCAAAUCCGCACCCCACGACGUCUCCCAAACCAGGGUCAACGGACCCUGUAUUUUCCAAGACACCCUCCUAUACAUCUGGAACGCCACCUGCCCCUACGGCCACAGCGGGCUGUAAUGGAUGCGGCGUUGAUUGUUCUCCUUUCUGCAAUCCUGACUGCCCCUUCUGUCCCCCAGGGGUAUUUGGCUCUUCUGGUAGUAGCAGAGGAGGUAAUGACAACGAUAAUGAUGAUGACGAGGACCCUGAUAAUGAGGGUGCGGAAUAUACAAUUGUGUUUGGCUCCAUGGGAGAGGGAGACGACAACUUCCCGAGAACGUUCCUCGAUGCGGCAGCACUGUCAUCCCUCGAUUCUGAAGUCAUGUCUCGCCUCAGCUCCGAGUGGGGCCUAAUUACCACCACUACCAGCACCACCACGUCAACAACAACUACUAAGAAGACAACAACAACAACAGCAAAAUCCACUCCCACGCCAAUGGCGGAUUGCCAGUUCUGGGACAGCGUCGCCUAUUGGACAUUUGAAGUAUACAAUAUCGACGGUUGGAUAUCAGACAACGGCGCCUCACUCAAGCACGAGGAAGGUGGGUGCGGAGUCAUGACGGGCUGGGAUUGGCACAAGGGGACCUCAGAUAGCUAUGCGUCUGUGUAUUUCAACUUGCCUUUCUUCAUGAAAGCUGGCUGCGUGGAGCGCGCAAUCGUCUCGGCCGGUGGACCAAAGAUUUCGUGCGGCCCAUCAGGUACUGGCCAGAAAAGGCGAUCCGUCGGUGGUGACUUGGACAUUGAGGCAGAAAAUAAUGAAGAGGGCGAUUGGACAAUACUAGAUUCGCGAGGCACCGGGAAGAUUCCGUCCCUUCCUGUCUUCCCGUCAUGGACGGACGAUCAGCUGCAAGAGUUCCAGGGUUUCUAUGAGACUCUUAAUACGCAGUCUAGGACAUCAGUUCAUACAUAUGUGCCGAUGAGAUGGGGAACUGUCAGUACCACCACGAUGACAACCUCUUAG